Acyrthosiphon pisum (pea aphid) is the source of this 463-nucleotide messenger RNA. RefSeq lists its product as uncharacterized. Lineage: Eukaryota; Metazoa; Arthropoda; Insecta; Hemiptera; Aphididae. The record is from RefSeq and is marked predicted.
UUUUAGUUUUUUGUGUAACUUAAAACAAAAUCGUUUUUUUCAUACAUGGAUAUGUGAAAUAUAUUUUAAGAGAAUAUGUUUUAAAGCUGGGGGUCAGUGCAGAGAGGAAUUUACCUAAAGAAAGUUAUUACGUUGACUUUACUGACAAUGAUAUACCACUACAAAUAGGAAAAAAUUUAGCAGCUGCAUACAAAGAUUAUGCAAAAAAUGAUUCGAUUGAUUACUUCUGUAAGAAAAGUAUUCAAGUUGAAACACCAGGUUUUAUAGGAAACAUUUUUACUUCAAAAAAAUGUGAAAAUGAAAAUGAAAAUAAAAAUGAAAACAAAAAAGAAAAUGAAAAUGAAAAUAAAAUUGUAUAGGUAAUACAACAUUAUAUUAUUAUGUAUAUGAACUCUAUUCUAAUUAAAAAUACAUACUGUUAUAAUAACUCCUUCUAAAAUAAAUGCAAUGUUUUCGGCAAAAA